Molecule: messenger RNA, 993 nt
Organism: Terrapene triunguis (Three-toed box turtle)
Lineage: Eukaryota; Metazoa; Chordata; Testudines; Emydidae
Product: exosome complex component RRP42-like
Exons: 9
Coding region: 1-993 (330 amino acids)
Biological process (GO): nuclear mRNA surveillance; U4 snRNA 3'-end processing; U5 snRNA 3'-end processing
Cellular component (GO): nuclear exosome (RNase complex); cytoplasmic exosome (RNase complex)
Source: RefSeq, a predicted model, not a curated record
AUGUCUACACUAGGAGGGUUUACAGGUAGACCUAUACCAACAAACCUCUUAGGUGAAGAGAAGGAGGAUCUUCGGAUAGAUGGCCGUGGCUGUGAAGACUAUAGAUGUAUUGAAGUGGAAACAGAUGUAGUAUCAAACACAAGUGGAUCUGCAAGAGUGAAGCUUGGACAUACGGACAUCCUGGUAGGAGUCAAAGCUGAAAUGGGAACACCGAAGUUGGAGAAUCCAAAGGAAGGCUACCUUGAAUUCUUUGUUGACUGUUCAGCAAAUGCCACUCCUGAAUUUGAAGGCCGGGGAGGAGAAGAGCUUGCCACAGAGAUAGUAAAUACGCUCUACAGAAUAUUUAGCAAUGAAAGCACCAUAGACGUGAAAUCCCUUUGUAUUAAUCCCAGAGAGCACUGCUGGGUUCUCUAUGUUGAUGUUUUGUUAUUGGAAUGUGGUGGCAACCUCUUCGAUGCAAUCUCUAUUGCAGUGAAGGCAGCUCUCUUUAAUACGAGGAUACCCAAAGUGCGUGUUUUGGAGGAUGAAGAAGGAUCAAAAGAGAUUGAGCUCUCUGAUGACCCUUAUGACUGUAUUCGACUUAAUGUGGAGAAUGUACCCUGUAUCAUCACAUUAAGCAAAAUUGGUUGUAGGCAUGUAGUUGAUGCUACCCUUCAGGAAGAAGCUUGCUCUUUGGCCAGCCUGCUGCUUUCUGUGACCAGCAGAGGUACCCUUACGUGUAUGAAGAAAUUGGGGAACGGUAGUCUUGAUCCAGAGAGUAUCUUUGAGAUGAUGGAGACAGGAAAACGGGUAGGCAAAAUGUUGCACACUUCCCUACAGAAGAUCUUAGACAAAGAAGAGAGUCUGGGGACAACACGACAGAAGGGGAGAGUCAGGAGGACAAAUUUAGCCUGUCACUGCAAUGGAUGCAACUUCUUCCAGCAGAUCUUUAUGGCUCUGCUGUUCUCACACACCCUGCAGAGAUUUGGCUCUCCUACCAACUUCUGUUUUUGA